Molecule: messenger RNA, 1425 nt
Organism: Penicillium bovifimosum
Lineage: Eukaryota; Fungi; Ascomycota; Eurotiomycetes; Eurotiales; Aspergillaceae
Exons: 1
Coding region: 1-1425 (474 amino acids)
Biological process (GO): regulation of cyclin-dependent protein serine/threonine kinase activity
Cellular component (GO): cyclin-dependent protein kinase holoenzyme complex; nucleus
Molecular function (GO): cyclin-dependent protein serine/threonine kinase regulator activity; protein kinase binding
Source: RefSeq, a predicted model, not a curated record
AUGCCGUCCUUCUUCGUCCCAGGUCAUCAUGGCCUGCCUACACCUCCCCAUGUCAACGGUGGUCGUAUGGAAGACCCAUCGUUCUACCCGGUUGGUCAUGCAGGAUUCCCUCCUCGCUACCACCAAAGCGGCAAUGAGUUCAUCGAACAAUACUCGCAAUCGCUCUGCUACGGCAAGCCCCUUUCGAUAAAUGCCCACCACCAGUCCGCCCAACAGAUGAACGCUGCUCGCGAUCAUCAUAAGAUGAACCAGUCUGCUAUGUUCAACCCGAUGGUCGGCUCCGGUUUGCCCGCAAUGCGCCACAACGUUCAGCUCCCGCCCAUGGACGCUACGAUUCCGCCUCAGUACCGUCGACAGGAAACUGCCCCGAUGCAGCAGCCCGAACAACCCCGCAAGGAGGAAAAGGCUACUGGAGGUGUCGCAGCUCACCUGGAUUAUGAGAUGGAUCGCAUGUCCGACUUUGUGGCAGAGAUGGCUCAGGGAAUGUAUGAUUUGUUCGAGACCAACAUCAACCUAGCAGAUAUUGACCUCGUGCGAAGCCUUCACCCAGGAUCUUCGGUUCCCCCCCAGUUUCGGAAAUACGUCUUCCAAAUUUUGUCUUCGACUCGCCUCCCAAGUGCUACUAUUCUCCUCGGCCUCUUCUACAUGGCCAGCCGAAUGCGCCUGCUGUCCACCCAACGCUCCGUCACCAAGUCAGACAGUAGCCAGGUCUAUCGCAUGCUGACUGUCGCCCUUUUAUUGGGCAGUAAGUUCCUUGAUGACAACACUUUCCAGAACAAAUCGUGGGCUGAGGUCAGCAACAUCCCGGUUGCCGAGUUGAAUCACAUGGAGCUGGAAUGGCUUUUCGCUUUCGAUUGGAAGAUCCACGAGUGCACUUACGACAAGCAGGAUGGGUUCAACUCGUGGCGUGCGCACUGGGACACCUGGCGCGCCAAGGCCACGGCUCGGUCCCAGGAGCCACGCCAAACCUUGGCACCGCUCGAGACCAACGUCGUUCGCGGCCAGACUGUCGUCAAGCCCCUCAUGUCACCCGAAGGCCCCAUUCCGCCGCAGUACCAGCGCAGCUCACAAAUCGAGAACUCCUGGCUCAACCCAACCGCGUCCGAAUAUUCGCCCCCCUCCGCACGCUCCAGCGGUCCCACUACCCCUGACUACUACUCGGUUGGUCCCUGGGGAUACUCCAACCCGCCUCCUCCCCCGCCCUACUCGCGGGGCUGGAACGCACCCCCACAGUACAUGGCUCACCCACCUCGGUCCCAGCCCCCAUCCUAUCAUCAUACUCCAGCCUACGGUUUGCCAUUCGCACAGAGUAUGUGGACGGGUCACGGUUCCUCGUGUGGCUGCACCUACUGUGCGAAGCACCUCGAGCACUACAUGUGCAACAGUGCAUUCCCUACCAUGCAGCAGCCAAUGAUUGCAGCCUAG